Messenger RNA from Salvelinus namaycush (lake trout), 1005 nucleotides. RefSeq names its product adenosine receptor A1-like. Gene Ontology annotation, molecular function: G protein-coupled adenosine receptor activity. NCBI's taxonomy places the organism in Eukaryota, Metazoa, Chordata, Actinopteri, Salmoniformes, Salmonidae. The coding region runs from base 1 to 1005 and encodes 334 amino acids. Gene Ontology annotation, cellular component: membrane; dendrite; synapse. Gene Ontology annotation, biological process: G protein-coupled adenosine receptor signaling pathway. The record is from RefSeq and is a predicted model, not a curated record. The transcript is spliced from 2 exons.
AUGUUUUCCUCUCCCGGUAUCCAGCCACGGGAGCAUGUGGACAUGAUUUACAUCUCCAUGGAGACAGCCAUCGCCCUGGCCUCUGUGCUGGGAAACGUGCUGGUGGUGCUGGUGGUUUGUGUAAACCGCGCCCUGAGGGACACCACGUUCUGUUUCAUCGUGUCUCUAGCGGUGGCCGACAUCGCUGUGGGAGCCCUGGUCAUUCCCCUGGCUAUAGUGAUUAGUCUGGGGCUGAAGACUCAAUUCUACACCUGCCUCUUCCUCACCUGUCUGCUCCUCAUCAUCACCCAGGGUUCCAUCCUGUCUCUAAUGGCCAUCGCUAUUGACCGCUACCUCCGGGUCAAGAUUCCCAUCAAGUACAGCACCAUCGUGACCCAGAACAGGGCAUGGGUGGCAGUGUUCCUGUGCUGGCUCCUCUCUGCCCUGACCGGGCUGGUGCCAAUGUUGGGCUGGCACAACGAGCACACACACAGUAACCUCAGCACCCCCAGCGAUGACAUAAUAGUUUGCACGUUUACCACGGUCAUGCGCAUGGACUACAUGGUCUACUUCAACUUCUUUGGCUGGGUGGUGGUUCCUCUGACUAUCAUGAUCGCACUGUACGCUGAGAUCUUCAGGGUGAUCCGGAAGCAGCUCAACAUGCGUGCAGAGGCCACCUGCGACACCAGCAAGUACUUGCACAAGGAGCUAAAAUUAGCCAAGUCCCUGGCGCUCGUCGUCUUGUUAUUCGCUCUAUGCUGGUUGCCCCUGCAUGUCAUGAACUGCAUCCUCUUCUUCUGCCCGGAGUGUGGGAUGCCCAAGAGUGCCAUGUACGUGGGCAUCUUUAUGUCCCAUGUCAACUCUGCCCUCAAUCCGCUGGUCUAUGCCUUCCGGAUACAGCGGUUCCGCGCCACGCUAGUCCAGAUCGCCCGCCGCUGCAUGCUGUGUAAACACAAGGAGACCAGCCCCUGCCCCAACCAGCCUAGCCCGCCACCCCUGUCUAAGAAAGCUCCAGUCCACCCUUAG